Messenger RNA from Arvicanthis niloticus (Nile rat), 620 nucleotides. Lineage: Eukaryota; Metazoa; Chordata; Mammalia; Rodentia; Muridae. The record is from RefSeq and is a predicted model, not a curated record.
CUGUCUGCUGUGUGGGAAGCGCUUCCAAGCACAAAGUGCACUCCAACAGCACAUGGAGGUCCACGCAGGCGUGCGCAGUUAUAUCUGCAGUGAGUGCAACCGCACCUUCCCCAGCCACACGGCUCUCAAACGCCACCUUCGCUCACAUACAGGUGACCACCCAUAUGAGUGUGAGUUCUGUGGCAGCUGCUUCCGGGAUGAGAGCACACUCAAGAGCCACAAGCGCAUCCACACAGGGGAGAAGCCCUACGAGUGUAACGGCUGUGGCAAGAAGUUUAGCCUCAAGCACCAGUUGGAGACGCACUACAGGGUUCACACAGGUGAGAAGCCCUUUGAGUGCAAACUCUGCCACCAGCGUUCCCGAGACUACUCUGCCAUGAUCAAGCACCUGAGAACACACAAUGGUGCCUCACCCUACCAGUGUACCAUCUGCACAGAAUACUGCCCCAGCCUCUCCUCCAUGCAGAAACACAUGAAGGGCCACAAGCCGGAAGAGAUCCCACCUGACUGGAGGAUAGAGAAGACGUAUCUCUACCUGUGUUAUGUGUGAAUGGGGGUAUACCCCCCCCCAACACAUGGUAGAGCAAUGGCAGGAGCUGGCAAAGGCGAGCUAGAACCAG